Molecule: messenger RNA, 2853 nt
Organism: Ziziphus jujuba (common jujube)
Lineage: Eukaryota; Viridiplantae; Streptophyta; Magnoliopsida; Rosales; Rhamnaceae
Product: two-component response regulator ORR21
Exons: 6
Coding region: 338-2392 (684 amino acids)
Biological process (GO): phosphorelay signal transduction system; cytokinin-activated signaling pathway
Molecular function (GO): DNA binding
Source: RefSeq, a predicted model, not a curated record
UUAAUUUUUAUAUGGUGUUUUCUUUCUCUGCCUCGCGUUAUCUUCAACCAAAGCCUGCAACCCCCAAAAUUUUAUACGAACCCUCUUUCUCUUUCUAUCUCUCAGCUCAGAAAUUCUAAUUCGUCUUCAACCAAAACCCUUAAAUUCAACAGCUUCUCCCAGUUUCUUGCAGAUCUGCCGCUCAAAAAUUUUUGCAUUUUCUUUUUUUUUCACUUUCAGCCUGUCAAAUUCUAGGGUUUUCUGUGUAGCAGAUCUGGCGUCUGUUGGUCCUAGAAAUGGGGAAUGAACUAUUUGAUUACCUUUAUAGAGUUUGAUUUGUUUAAUUUUUGUAGACGCCAUGGCUGCUUUGCAGAGAGUAGCUCAGUCGAGUAUCAGCACGACAGCAAGUAGCUACGGGUCUUGUAAAGGUGCCGGGGUUACUACUACUACUACUAAUACGAGUACUAAAACUGCUACCUCUUCUUCUGCUGCUGUUGCUUCAGAGAUGGUGGUCUCCGAUAAGUUUCCGGUGGGUUUGAGGGUUCUGGUUGUCGACGAUGAUACCACUUGCUUGACGAUUCUUGAGAAGAUGCUUCGUCGUUGUCUAUACCAUGUUACCACUUGCUUCCAGGCUACUGCUGCUUUGAAAUUGCUAAGAGAGAGGAAAGGUUGUUUUGAUGUGGUAUUGAGUGAUGUUUACAUGCCAGAUAUGGAUGGGUAUAAACUCCUUGAACAUGUUGGCUUGGAAAUGGAUCUUCCUGUUAUCAUGAUGUCAGCUGAUGGGAGUACAAGUGCUGUGAUGAGGGGAAUUAGACAUGGAGCCUGCGAUUAUUUGAUUAAGCCUAUACGUGAGGAAGAGCUGAAGAAUAUAUGGCAGCAUGUUGUUCGGAAAAAGUGGAAUGAAAAUAAGGAACUUGAAAAUUCAGGGAGCUUGGAAGAUAAUGAUCGGCAUAAACAGGUAAAUGAUGACGCUGAGUAUACUUCCUCUGUAAAUGAAGGGACAGAAGGAUCAUUGAAAUGUCAGAAAAAGAGGAGCAAUUCAAAGGAAGAAGAUGAUGGGGAGCUGGAAAAUGACGAUCCUUCCUCAUCAAAGAAACCGCGAGUAGUUUGGUCAGUUGAACUCCAUCAACAGUUUGUCAGUGCUGUCAACCAACUUGGUCUUGAUAAGGCUGUACCAAAGAGAAUUCUUGAAUUGAUGAAUGUACCAGGUUUAACUAGAGAAAAUGUUGCAAGUCACUUGCAGAAGUUUAGGUUGUAUUUGAAGAGAAUAAGUGGAGUAGCUCAACAACAAACUGGGAUUUCAAGUGCCUUCUGUGGUUCUGUAGAACCAAAUGUCAAAUUGGGUUCUCUUGGUAGAUUUGACAUUCAAGCUUUGGCUGCCUCUGGUCAAAUUCCUCCACAAACACUAGCUGCCUUGCAUGCUGAGCUUUUAGGUCGACCUACAGGGAACCUAGUUCCAGCAUUGGACCAGCCUACUCUUUUACAUGCAACACUGCAGGGGCCUAAACGUGGCCCUGUUGAACAUAGUGUGCCAUUUGGCCAGCCUUUGGUAAAAUGCCAAACCAACAUUUCAAAACAUUUUCCACCAUCCAUUUUGCCAGUUGAGGAUGUUUCUUCAGGAUUUGGAGCAUGGCCAUCCAACAGCCUUGGAACAGUAGGAUCCAGUAUCAAUCUUGGAGGGUUAAGUACUCAGAAUAGUAAUACAUUGAUGGAUAUAUUGCAACAGCAGCAGCAAAAACAAUUACAAACGCAGCAGCUGUCUGUACUAUCAGAGUCAAGCCGCUCGAUUAAUGUGCAACCAUCUUGUCUUGUGGUUCCUCAGACAUCGCCUGGUUUCCAGCUAGGAAAUAGUCCGGCUUCAGUCAAUCAGAAUUGCAGCUUUAACAGGAAUACUGUUAUUGACUACAGUAUUCUCUCAUCGCAAUCCAGCGAUAGCGCAGUGAAUGUUGGACAAAUCUCAAAUGGAGAUAUUAAAGCUACAGGCAUUCUAUCUGGGUAUUCAACCCCUGCUUCCUGCUCUAGCCUAUCAUCUUGCUCAUUAAAUGCUACCACUAGCGCCACUCACCAAAGCUCAACGGUAACCUUUGGUGAUGCUAGGCGAUUCCCGGGGCUUGUUUCUAAUACAUCGAAUAUCCAAGGUUCCUAUGAUGCAAAACCAGGUGAAGUGCUUGAUCAAGGCCCUCUCAAAAAUCUUGGAUUUGUUGGUAAAGGGACUUGCAUUCCUAGCCGUUUUGCUGUGGAUGAAUUUGAAUCAUCACCAAGCAACAUGAACCAAGGAAAAGUCAACUUGGAGAAAAAUGGAAAUACUGUGAAGCAGGAACCAAAUAUGGAUUUCCUGGAUAAUGCAAAAAUUGGCGUCCCAAUAUUACGGCAAUAUUCUUCAAAUGAGCUCAUGAGUGUUUUCACAGAAUAGGUAACUUGCAGGCUUUUGUUGUGUGGUUAGCACAAGUCUUGAUUCCCAUGGGGCGUGCAGAUCGAUUCAGAUUAUUAAGUAGAGAUUGCAGUUGAAGUCUAUUUUUAUGACCGAUCUAAUUCAAGUCCAGUGUCUGCUCCAGGCUCAGGUGUACUGCAGAGCCUUUCAUUAUCUGAGACCCACUGCAGAGCUUCUUAUGAAAAAUGUAUGCAUUAAGUUAUGACAAGUUCCUGGGCUGGUUUAGUUGAAGUUAUUAUUACCUUUUAUUUAGUCAGUAGGAAAAAAUAAACUGUGUGAGACUCCCAACGGUUGGAAUUGAUUGUCCAAUAUGGUGGGCAUCUUGCUCGCAUAAUUGUAGUUAAUUUGGCUGUAGUGAUAUUGAAUAUGGUUCAUCUACUAUCGCACGUUGAAUCAUGAAGCUGUAAUAUAUUUAUUUUUAUAACAUUGUCCAUUUACACGCA